This is a messenger RNA of Effrenium voratum, 453 nucleotides long. The record is from the annotation of a GenBank genome assembly. NCBI's taxonomy places the organism in Eukaryota, Dinophyceae, Suessiales, Symbiodiniaceae.
AUGAGGAACUCGCGCCGGGACUUGAACUGGAUCCACCCCAAGCAGGGCAUCUUGGGCAUGAUCUCCCUUUCGCUGAUGAUCUUGCUGCUGGUCCACCUCAGAGAUGACCUGAUCUUUACUCAAUGCAUCCACUGUGAAGAUGAUCGGUUUUGUUUGGCCGCGCAGCCGGUGAUUUACUGUGAGCUCUCAGAUUGGGCGACCAUGGCCGUUCUGUCGUCGCUGGACAUCGCCUUCGUGAUCAUCGGGUCAAUUCCGCUGAUCGGUGCGUGCAUCUACAAGUCCUGGCGGUGGCAACACGGGGAGGAGUCAGCCCUUGGCUCUGACUUCGAAGCUCCCUGGUACGUCUUCUUCUCGGAGCUUCUGGGUGAAGCGACACCUGGGCUACAUCAAGGAAGUGCGGCAGGCGGUUCCGGAGUUCGAGCACGCGUACAAGAGCAAGCAUCUGGAGGAUGA